AUGGCGCACGGAUCCGUCCUGCGGCUGCUGUCGUGGGUGCUGGCGCUGACCGGGACCUGGGCGGGCCCCCACUCCCUGCGGUAUUUCGACACCGCCGUGUCCCGGCCCGGCCUCGGGGAGCCCCGCUACAUCGCCGUCGGCUACGUAGACGACGCGCAGUUCGUGCGCUUCGACAGCGACGCCGCGAACCCCAGGAUGGAGCCGCGGGCGCCGUGGGUGGAGCGGGAGCCGCCCGAGUACUGGGAGCAGGUGACGCGGAUCAGCAAGGACAGCGCACAGAUUUACCAAGUGUGGCUGCAGACGCUGCUCGGCUACUACAACCAGAGCGCGGACGCUUCUCACACCUUACAGAGAAUGUAUGGCUGCGACUUGAGCGCAAACAGCCAUCUCCUCCGCGGGUACUAUCAGCUCGCCUACGAUGGCCAGGACUACAUCGCCCUGAACGAGGACUUGAGCUCCUGGACUGCGGCCGACAUUGCGGCUCAGAUCACCAGGCGCAAGUGGGAGGAGGCCGGUGUGGCAGAGGGCUGGAGGGCCUACCUGGAGCACACGUGCGUGGAGUGGCUGCGCAGAUACCUGGAGCGCGGCAAGGAGACGCUGCAGCGCACAGAUCCCCCAAAGGCACACAUCACCCUCCACCCCACCUCUGAACAUAAGAUGACCCUGAGGUGCUGGGCGCUGGGCUUCUACCCUGCGGAGAUCACCCUGACCUGGCUGCGGGAUGGAGAGGAGCAGACCCAGGAAAUGGAGCUGGUGGAGACCAGGCCUGCAGGAGAUGGAAGCUUCCAGAAGUGGGCAGCUGUGGUGGUGCCUUCUGGGGAGGAGCAGAGAUACACAUGCCAUGUGCAGCAUGAGGGGCUGCCUGAGCCCCUCAGCCUGACAUGGGAGCCGCCUGCUCAGCCCACCAUUCACAACACUGGAAUUGUCAUUGGUGUGGGCAUCUUUCUGGUUAUUGUAGCUUUGGUGGUUUUUGUGCUGUGGAGGAAGAGGACUAGAGGUGACAAGAGAGAAGGCUAUGAUAAGGCUGCAAGAGACGACAGUGACCAGGGUUCUGAUGCUUCCCUCAGAGCUGAAAAAGUGUGACACAGCUGCUUUGUGUGGUCUGAGAGGCACAGCAUUUGUUCCUGCCUCUCCUCCUCCCUCCUGGGACAUCAUGAGCUCCUGACUUCUCUUCCUGUACCUGGGUUCUGACUGUGUCCAGGCUUCUGUGUGCUGUCAGCCUCCUGUGAGGAACUGAGGAGCCAGCCCAGCCCUGAGCACCAGGACCCUCCCCACACUGACCUGGGUCUCUUUCCCCUCCAGCUGCUGCUCCAGCAGAGGCGGGGCCAGGGCUUCCCCAUCCCUGACUUCACUUUCCCUUGCUCUGAGCUGCAGCUGCUGCUUCCCCACUGAUAAAGAGAAUGUGGAUGUGG
Molecule: messenger RNA, 1412 nt
Organism: Dipodomys spectabilis (banner-tailed kangaroo rat)
Lineage: Eukaryota; Metazoa; Chordata; Mammalia; Rodentia; Heteromyidae
Product: saoe class I histocompatibility antigen, A alpha chain-like
Exons: 8
Coding region: 1-1083 (360 amino acids)
Biological process (GO): antigen processing and presentation of endogenous peptide antigen via MHC class I via ER pathway, TAP-independent; immune response; positive regulation of T cell mediated cytotoxicity
Cellular component (GO): external side of plasma membrane
Molecular function (GO): signaling receptor binding; peptide antigen binding
Source: RefSeq, a predicted model, not a curated record